AUGGGUACUGGCAGUCAGACCGGCGGAGACCAGACUGACCUCGGCGUGGAGGAUGCCGCUCAGAGUAUCGGGAGGCUUCAGUUCAAGCUAGAGUACGAUUUCACCGCCAAGACUCUGAUAGUGGUGGUCGUUCGCUGUGAAGGACUCCCUGCGCUGGAUGUCGGCGGAACUUCGGACCCGUAUGUGAAAGUCUACCUUCUGCCAGAGAAGAAGAAAAAAUUCGAAACAAAAGUACAGAAGAAUACCUUGAAUCCUUGGUUCAACGAGACCUUCAAAUUUAAGAGCCUGCCCUACGCGGACGCGAUGAACAAGACGCUGGUGUUUGCCGUGUUCGACUUCGACCGGUUCUCCAAGCACGAUCAGAUCGGCGAGGUGCAGCUGCCCCUGUCGCACGUCGACCUCGCUAAUGUCAUCGACGAGUGCAGGGAGCUUGUCAGCGUCGAGAGCGACGCAGAACAGGACAAGAAACUGGGCGACAUAUGUUUUUCAAUCCGAUACGUCCCCACAUCCAGUAAGCUGACGGUGACAAUUCUGGAAGCAAAAAAUCUGAAAAAGAUGGACGUGGGAGGCCUAUCGGAUCCAUAUGUGAAGGUAGAAGUGAUUCUUGGCAAAAGAAAACCCAAAAAGAAGAAAACAUCAGUGAAAAGAAAUACGCUAAAUCCGUAUUUCAACGAAAGCAUGACAUUCGACAAGAUAAACAGAAAUCAAAUAGAGAAGGUGCAGCUGAUUGUCACAGUGGUGGACUACGAUCGGAUCGGAUCGUCGGACCCCAUUGGACGCUGCGUCCUCGGUUGCCAGGCAACGGGAGCCGAGCUGCGUCACUGGACCGACAUGUUGGCGGCGCCCAGACGGCCCAUCGCCCAGUGGCACACCCUGCAGAAUCCCGAGCCGGACGAAGCGUAGUGAUUAGUGAGGCAGGUGUUCGAACUGGUGGACAUGUGAACAAGAGUGGAGCUGGUCCAGAGAGUGACUGACCAGUGCGACUUAUAGUGAUGGAAUACUCUACUCUGGUCGAAACUCUGGUCACUGGUGUGGAUGGCCUCAGACGUUCCUACAUGGAGAGUGUAAUGACAAUGCGAGAUACGGCGCUGCGGUACCACUUUAUCUAUCGAGUGUCUUCGGCGGCAGGAUGGACAGUGUUGGUUGAGACGCAGUAACUCAAGGGCCAGCACGCAUCCGCGAGUGCGAACUGUCGCCUGUGAAUGGCGACUGUGAAUGUUACGUCUGAUGUGAUUUGUGAGUUCACUCAAUGAUUAUGAAAUUAAGAAACUCCAGAGUCCAGACCAGGUUACCACAAGUGGUAGGGCGUGCUAGAACCUGACUCCUGAGUGAAAUUCAUGUGUGCCUAGCCAUGCGUGUGCAAUGUGCAUCGGUUUUGUGUGUGUCGCGACUGCACCAAUAACCUUUCAAUGCGUUAUUUUGGGCCCCUGCAUUUACAUACUAUAGCAGUUUUAAACUGCGCUGUGCUAUUAAUGUGAAGAAAUGUUAAUCUGGCUUCUGAGGUCUUGAUCCGUUACCUACAUGUCAGCAUUGUUUAAUUUAUCUUAUCUCGUUCUCCUCCGAGUGAGCGGCCCAAAAGAACCGAAACGUGGAAUACGCCCUCGUGUAAGCAUUGUACAUCUCAACCAAUGAAUCUUGUGAGUGCGUAUUUUAAGAAUAAGUAGAGCCAUCUUCAAUUUGCAUGUCAACUUGUGAGCAAUCUUUUCCUUAUUCGGUAGCAAUGAUUCACAAAAUAUUCAUCUAAUCGCCGUAUAUUCAACAUUUAAAAUGAUGGCAGCAGUUACCGAAUAUACAUAUAAUUGGUUAAAAA
Messenger RNA from Amphibalanus amphitrite, 1810 nucleotides. Its product is annotated as synaptotagmin 1-like. Gene Ontology annotation, biological process: synaptic vesicle endocytosis; cellular response to calcium ion; regulation of calcium ion-dependent exocytosis. Gene Ontology annotation, cellular component: dense core granule; axon; synaptic vesicle membrane. Bases 1 to 903 code for a protein of 300 amino acids. Gene Ontology annotation, molecular function: calcium ion binding; phosphatidylserine binding; clathrin binding. The transcript has 7 exons. Lineage: Eukaryota; Metazoa; Arthropoda; Thecostraca; Balanomorpha; Balanidae. The record is from RefSeq and is a predicted model, not a curated record.